AUGGUCUCAACAACAAGUAACGGUGAGUCCCCUUCCGUGCGAAUAAAUGAGAAAGGGCUGGCUCGUAUUCUGCUCACAACAAAUCCAGGUCGAUGUCAUACCAGUCCAACGAUGGAUGCAAUUGUUUCUGGACCAACUGAACACUACCAUGCGCCAAAACCAGAUCUGGUUCCAGUAUUGGAACUCAAAAAUAAAAUAAAAUCACGAGCUACUGAAACUGAAGAACCAUCAAAUACAAUUUUACAUUCUACAAUGAGAUCUUUUCCGUUAGAUGCUGCCGGUCAACUACCUCAAAAUGUCAUCAAAGCGUUUGAUCCAAUUGCCGACGAUUACGCCGAUGAAGCUGCCGAUUUUCUUGGUUAUUUCGAAAAAAAAACGUGGAUAGGAGAGUCAAAGAAGAGAGAAAUUUGGAAUGUUUAUGAUCGAACAGUUGUCAAUCUUCCACGCUCGAAUAAUUCGAUUGAAGGAUGGCAGAAUGCAUUCGCAAGACUUGUUGCAAUUGUACAUCCAAGUAUUACAAAAUUAACCGAGAAGAUUCGUCGUGAACAAUCGAAAUUCGAAGUCGACAUCGCACAAAUUUGUCAAGGAUAA
Molecule: messenger RNA, 591 nt
Organism: Rotaria socialis
Lineage: Eukaryota; Metazoa; Rotifera; Eurotatoria; Philodinida; Philodinidae
Source: the annotation of a GenBank genome assembly